AUGUCCUCGAAUGCGAACUCUGGGCAACCUGCUCAAGGGGGUAAUAAUUUGCAGGGUCCUCAGACACAACAGCUUACGCCCGACUCUGUGCAGCAACUGGCAUUGCGAUACAGACAAUAUUUCAACGAAGCACAGAGAGUCGGGACCACUACGCCUCAGGGCCAGGAAUUGCUGAGAAGGGCAUCUAAGAUUAAAGCCAUGUAUGUUGCGUACAAUACUCAAACACAGCAGGCUAACCAAGGGCACGCACAAGGAUCUAGUGGUGCUCUUGGAGCCGCCGAAAACUCUUCAGCUUCUCCUACCGCUUCACAAGCUUCUAACGGUACUCCAACCAGCAACUCAAUUUCCAGUAAUAUUCAAAAUCUACUCACGCCACAACAAAAUGAAGCUUACGGCAGACUGAUACAGACAUUUAACGAAAAUGGCGAGAAAAUCAAGGGUGAGUACGGAUAUCUCAAGAAACAGAUUGAGAUAUUGGAUGGUGAAAUCAAGAAGAGACAAAGCAACCCAGCAACUGUGAAUCAGCUUGAAACUAAAAAAUCCGAGAUACUCAACAAAUUGACAGGGUUUGGCGUUUCCUUCCGUGCUCUCAGUCAAAAGUUGCGCGAGGACAAGAAAAACUUUUACAUUGAGUGCGCGGCAACCAAUGCAAACUUAAAGCGGUUUCUACAGGCCUCUACUCAACAGCAACGUGCCAAUGCGUCAAAUAUGCAAAGUGCUGCUUCUCCAAUGACAGCAAAUACUUCUCAGGCAAAUGCAACUACUCCCGUACAACAAACUACAGCCACACAGCCGCCGUCCCAACAGCAAGGUAAUGGGACCCCCGUUCAACCCAGGUCUGGUGCUAGUAGUAGAUCGCCCACUCAGGUCACGUCUGUAAAUGCUGCUGCUCAUUUGGCCAACAGUGCCAGCCCUGCAGGAAGACAAGCAAUCUUCAAACAACCUAAUCCAUCGGUACCGAUCUCAGAGACUGUAUCCCAAAAAAUGCCUACCCCUGUCGUACAUCGCUCCAAUAGACCUACAAUCACAGGCGGGAGCGCUAUGAAUGCCGCUGCCUUAAAUACGCCAGUGAUGACCAAACUACCCCCCUACGAGGUAGAUAACGAGAGGGUGAUGUCCAAGAGGAAACUUAGAGAACUUGUCAAGUCUGUAGGCAUUGACGAAGGAGACGGAGAAACUACAAUUGAUGGUGACGUUGAAGAGUUACUUUUGGAUUUGGCUGACGAUUUCAUCACUAACGUAACGAGCUUUGCAUGUCGCUUGGCUAAACAUAGGAAGUCCGACAACUUGGAUGUACGCGAUAUUCAACUGCACUUAGAACGGAACUGGAACAUACGCGUACCAGGCUAUGCUGCUGACGAAGUGAGAAGCACUAGAAAAUGGAACCCAGCUACCAGCUACAACCAAAAAAUUCAGGGAAUCAACUCUGCUAAAGCUGCAAAGUCAGCUACCGCGGCUCAGGCUGCAGCAGCUCAAGCUGUCACAGGCAAUGUUGACACUAAGAAUCAAUCCAUGCCUUGA
Messenger RNA from Lachancea nothofagi CBS 11611, 1521 nucleotides. NCBI's taxonomy places the organism in Eukaryota, Fungi, Ascomycota, Saccharomycetes, Saccharomycetales, Saccharomycetaceae. The record is from the annotation of a GenBank genome assembly.